Messenger RNA from Lentinula edodes (shiitake mushroom), 555 nucleotides. RefSeq lists its product as uncharacterized. The coding region runs from base 1 to 555 and encodes 184 amino acids. The transcript has 2 exons. The record is from RefSeq and is a predicted model, not a curated record. Lineage: Eukaryota; Fungi; Basidiomycota; Agaricomycetes; Agaricales; Omphalotaceae.
AUGUAUCCGAUGUCCCUGGUACACUUGUUCUUGUUGUGGACGGGGCUCCUGUCUUCAAGUUUCCUUCAAGUCGGUGUUGUAGCAAUUCCGAUGCCUAAUACCUCAGUAUCGCUCGAACCACGAGUAUCACGCGAUCUGAGCGCAGUCGAGGCGGUCUUGUUCCCGAACGGUCGACGUAAAAGGCUGACUAGAGCUAAAGAUAAGAAUAAGAUAGCAACCAUUUCAUUCGAGACAGAACUCAGCAAGGAGAUCGUUUGGGAUUCACUUCUUAAAGUUCAAUGCGGAGGAAAAUGUUCCACGAGAUUGUUUUGGAUCAUUCAUGCAUUGGAGGAGCUGCGUCAGUCGGCACACAUAACUUCUUUUCAAUUUUCGGAAACUAGGUGGCUGGUUGUGGCCAAGGAAAUGAUUGAGUCCAGAGGCACUGCAGAUGGUCGCUCAGUAGUAGGAACACCAGCGGAAGAGGAAUACAAGAAGUUGGAAAUGGCUCUGAACGCUGGACAUGACAUUACUGUAGAGCAGUUCCAAGAUAUCGCGCUCGGGAAUGGUGUCGUGUAG